AUGUCGACCUACUCGGCCGCCACUCGAGCUGCUGCGCAGCGCGCAGGACACGCGCGCACAGCCUCGCUCGCGUCCCCCAUCCACGCACACGCACGCCACCUCCGCCAGCCCCUCACGCGCUUCGCUGCCCGCCGUCCCGGCGCGCCCGAUGCGCUCUUUGCAGCACACUUCACCGCCUCGUCGAGCGGCAGCCGCCUCAUGCACGUGCGCGCCAUCUCGUUCAACUCGGUCCCCAAGGCCGCCUUCCGCGUCGUCCGCCUGCCUGCCUACGGCCUCGCCGCAGGCGGCGGCGCGCUCGCCUACGCCAACUACAAGGUCGACGAGUUCAAGGACAUGCUCGGCCGCUCCUACGGCCGCCUCUCCGAUCGCGCCAAGGAGGCCUACUCGGGCAUCUCGGAGCUGGGUGCCGAUGCACUCGAGAACGCACGCGACUCGUGGGAAGCUCUCAGCGAGCGUCUCGACGCUAUUGAGCUCCCCGACACGCCUGGAUUCCUGCGCAAUCUGUUUUCGGGAUUCAGCAACUCUCAAAGCAGUCAAGAUGCAUCGGGCGCAUCAAAGUGGUCUGCUGGCGGCGGAAGCGGAGGCCCCGAUCCCAAUGGCACCUCGGCCAUGGCCGGCGCAGCUGCCGUCGUUGCAUCGUCGCUCUUUGGCGAUGACGAGGCUUCCACCGACGGCACCGCAGACACGGCAUCAAAGACGAGCACCGAGGAGCUCAUGCUGCUGACACGCAAGCUCAUCGAGGUGCGCAACAUCCUCAAGGACAUCGACCACGAGUCGGACCAGCUCACGCUGCCCUCGAUCGUCGUCAUCGGCUCGCAGAGCAGCGGAAAGAGCUCCGUGCUCGAGGCCAUCGUCGGCCACGAGUUCCUGCCCAAGGGCAACAACAUGGUGACGCGGCGCCCCAUCGAGCUCACGCUCAUCCACACUCCCGCACAGCCCGGCCGCGCCACCAAGGACACGCUCGUCGAGUACGCCGAAUUCCCCGGCCUCGGCCUCGGCCGCAUCACCGACUUUUCGCACGUCCAAAAGACGCUCUACGACCUCAACAUGGCCGUGCCCGCGGCCGAGUGCGUUAGCGACGAGCCGAUCGAGCUGCGCAUCCACAGCCCGCACGUGCCGGACCUCACGCUCAUCGAUCUGCCCGGCUACGUGCAGAUCGCCAGCAUGGACCAGCCCGACGAGCUGCGCGAAAAGAUCCAGACGCUGUGCCAAAAGUACAUCCAGGAACCCAACAUCAUCCUCGCCGUGUGUGCCGCCGACGUCGACCUCGCCAACUCGCCCGCGCUGCGCGCCAGCAGGCAGGUCGACCCGCUAGGACUGCGCACCAUCGGCGUCGUCACAAAGAUGGACCUCGUCCCGCCCGAGGUGGGUGCCGCCAUCCUGUCCAACAACAAGUAUCCGCUCUCGCUCGGCUACGUGGGCGUCGUGUGCAAGAACAGCCUCGGCAUGUUCCAGAGCGCACAGGGCCACGACCGCGCCGGACAGGGUCGCAUGGCCAGCAUGGUGACCAAGCAAGAGUCGGACUACUUCAACGCCAACCGCGAGCACUUCAAGGCGCCGGCGCGCGGUCGCAAUGCGGGCGUCGAGCCCAUGACGGGCACGGACACGCUGCGUCGGCGGCUCAUGACGGUGCUCGAGGAGAGCAUGGGUUCGUCGCUGCACGGCAUCGCCAACGCGGUGCAGGUGGAGCUCGAGGAGGCGUCGUACCAGUUCAAGGUGCAGUACAACGACCGCACCAUCACGGCCGAGUCGUACGCCGCCGAGACCAUGGACGCGCUCAAGCUGCGCUUCAACGAGUUUGCGGCGCACUUUGGCAAGCCCGAGGUGCGUGCGCUGCUCAAGCACGCGCUCGACGAAAAGGUCAUGGACAUCCUCGCGCAGACGUACUGGAGCGAUGCACGCACGCCGGAGCUGGCGCAGCUGGCGGAUGCGCGCAAGCUGGCGCCGGACCAGCUCGACAAGUACUGGCAGUACAAGCUGGAUGCGUCGUCGUCGGCGCUGACCAAGGCGGGGAUCGGGAGGAUGUCGACGCAGCUCGUGGUGGAUGCGAUCCGCACGCAGAUCGAGCAUCUGGCACGGAGCGAGCCGUUCAACCACCAUCCGGAGGCGGCCGAGCGCAUCGUGGCGUUUAGCAGUGCGAUUCUGCGCGAGCGCUUCGGACUCACCGCCGACCAGGUGGAGAACUGCGUCAAGCCGUUCAAGUACGAGGUGGAGGUGGAGCCGGCCGAGUGGGAGGCUGGGCGGCAGCGGUCGGUGAGCCUCGUGGAGCGCGAGCUGGACAUGUGCGAUGCGGCGUUCAACGGGAUCAAGAAGCUGCUUGGCGGUAGACGGCUCAAGGGCGCGAUGGAGUAUGUGACGCAUAUGGAGGAGCGCGAGCGGCGGCGGGUGCAGGCGCGUCUGCGCGCGCGCGAGCAAGCCGACUCGUCCGACGCAUCGAUGGAUGAAGACGACAGCAACGACCCUACUCGACCGGACUACAAUUCGGCGCUACUGAUCAAGGCGCGCGAGGCAUUGUUCCUGAGCGAACGCUCGCGUAUGUUGCGUACGCGUCUGGGCAGUUUGCGAUCUCGACGCUGCAAGACCGGUCCUGAGAGCAAGGCCUUUUGUCCGGAGACGUUGCUCAACAUUGUUGCCGAGAAGCUGACGUAUACGGCGGUGAUGUUUAUCAACAUUGAGCUUCUCGCCGAGUUCUUUUACCAGUUUCCGCGCGAGAUCGACGCGAAACUCAUGCACCAUCUGGAUGCCGACCAGCUCGCUGCGUUUGCGCGCGAGAAUCCGGCGGUGAAGAAGCAUCUGGAUCUGCAGACGCGCAAGCACAAGCUCGAACAUGUGUCGAGCGUCAUCGGCGAGCUGGUCAAGGUGUACAAGCAGAAAAAUUCCGCUUCAAGAUGGGCGUUUUUCUAG
Moesziomyces aphidis is the source of this 2904-nucleotide messenger RNA. The record is from the annotation of a GenBank genome assembly. NCBI's taxonomy places the organism in Eukaryota, Fungi, Basidiomycota, Ustilaginomycetes, Ustilaginales, Ustilaginaceae.